AUGAAAAAUUUAAAAGAUUGUUUAUAAUCAAAAUAAGCUUAUAGGGAAACAAAAGAAUAUAAGGAGAAUAUAGAAAAUGAGUAAAUUUAUUAUUAAUUAUUUUAGUAUUACCUUAAGAUAUGAGUUGGAGACAAAUGAAUAAAUACUGUAUAAUAAAUAAUCAGAACCUAUAGAGAUGGUUUUAGGAAUGAGAGUAAGUGUAUUCCUAUGAUUUAACUGAUCAGUUAAUAAAAGAACUAAUGGAUCUACAUAAUGAGUGUGUAUUGGAUGGAGUAACAAAGAAUUUAAUAUAUUUGAUUGAAGAGAUCAUAAAAAGGGAUUCAAAAAAGAGAGAGAGAGGAAUGUAUUAUUUCUGUGACAAUCCAGGUAGUUUAAUGUAGAAAAUUAAUUGAAGGUUUUGGGGAAUACUCUAAUGAGAUGAUCAUUGGAAAGCAUAUAUGUUUGGAAUUUAUGGCAUCCAUAUAAUUCAGUGAUCAGUCAAAUGUAUGGAGAGAUCUAUGGUUUAGAUAUUUAAGAUUGAAAGAGAAUGGAAUAGAGUUUCCUAAGUUACAUUACUUUAACGAUUAGAAAGUCAGGGAAUAUUAUAUGGUAGUAAAAGAAAGUUAAAAGAAUGGAACCUUAUAUAAACAAGAGUGUUCAAAAUUAAAUGAAUAAUGUUUUGAUUAAAUAAAGAAGGCAAUAGAGAAAAUUUAAUUUAAUAAUGGGAUAUUACAUGAAAUUAAUGAAGAAUUAAAAUGUAAAAAUUGAAUUAUUUUUAGAGAUAAAAAAUGUUAAUAAAAAAUUAGAAACUAUUUAUUGA
Paramecium primaurelia is the source of this 799-nucleotide messenger RNA. NCBI's taxonomy places the organism in Eukaryota, Ciliophora, Oligohymenophorea, Peniculida, Parameciidae. The record is from the annotation of a GenBank genome assembly.